This is a messenger RNA of Labrus mixtus (cuckoo wrasse), 799 nucleotides long. RefSeq names its product F-box only protein 48. Gene Ontology annotation, biological process: SCF-dependent proteasomal ubiquitin-dependent protein catabolic process. The transcript has 3 exons. The coding region runs from base 97 to 561 and encodes 154 amino acids. NCBI's taxonomy places the organism in Eukaryota, Metazoa, Chordata, Actinopteri, Labriformes, Labridae. Gene Ontology annotation, molecular function: protein binding. The record is from RefSeq and is a predicted model, not a curated record. Gene Ontology annotation, cellular component: SCF ubiquitin ligase complex.
AAAACACAGUGACGUGAGCUGUGUGUGUAAACAGCCGUUGAGACAUUUAAACAGUCAGCUGUCAGACGGACACGAAGCGAGCUCACUGCCGAUAUUAUGCAGCAUGACCCCGCGAGGACCUCACCGCUGUUUUUUUUCUGCGAGAAGAAGAGACGCGCCACGAAACCCACCGUCGCCACACCUCCUCAGAACUUUGCCGAAACGCUGCCGACGGAAAUGAGCGUAAAGAUCUUCGGCGAGCUGGACGCGGAGAGUCUGUGCAGCGCCGCGCGGACCUGCAAGCGGUGGCAUCACAUCAUCGAAGGCAGCGAGCAGCUGUGGAGGAGGCAGUGUCUGCUGGUCAGAGCUGUCUGCCAGAGAGAGGUGGACAGCGACAGGAGCGACGGACUCUCCUGGAAGGUCACUCUGGUGAGGAACUACACCCGCAGCUGUGUGAAGAGAGACUGGCUGAGGGGACGAUACAGCCACGUGAGCUCGCCGGAGGAGCUGAGGGGGAGGACCAUGACGCCGCUGGAUGCCGAGACGUGGGGCGAGAUCCUGCAGGCCGAGCUGGACAGAUGACUGACGACGACCAUCGCUGCCUCAUUUUCUUUUUUUAAAAACGCACCUGGAGCACUUCUGAGUGUUUGGAUUCAUGACUCUAAUAUAUGUUUUAUACCUUUGUGUUUUAUGUGAACUCACAAUAAAUGUACAUAAUAUUUUUUUUAAUUCUUUGUAAGAAAAAAGGAUCAUGAACUGUUAAUCUUUGAGCUGUGUUAUUGCUUUUGGCUGAUGAUGCAAUAAAUCACAUUGAUGUGAA